Molecule: messenger RNA, 1275 nt
Organism: Beauveria bassiana ARSEF 2860
Lineage: Eukaryota; Fungi; Ascomycota; Sordariomycetes; Hypocreales; Cordycipitaceae
Product: DNA repair protein rad18
Exons: 2
Coding region: 1-1275 (424 amino acids)
Biological process (GO): DNA damage tolerance; protein monoubiquitination
Cellular component (GO): Rad6-Rad18 complex; nucleus
Molecular function (GO): ubiquitin protein ligase activity; single-stranded DNA binding
Source: RefSeq, a predicted model, not a curated record
AUGCCUGUUGACGAUGUUGCGGAUUCGACCGACUGGCUGUCGACGCCGUUGUCGGGCCUGUCGGCGGUCGAAUCGGCACUGCGUUGCGAAGUGUGCAAAGACUUUUACAAGACGCCCAUGAUCACGUCGUGCGCACACACAUUCUGCUCAAUAUGCAUCCGGCGGGCCCUCUCCAACGACAGCAAGUGUCCGUUGUGUCGCGCGACGGACCAGGAGCUGAAGCUGCGGAGUAAUUGGUCCAUGGAGCAGACCGUCGCUGCCUUUUCGAAAACCAGAGAGGAAGCGCUUAAAUUUGCGCUCAGUGCCAGCGUCGACAAGAAGCAGCUGCCAAAGCGCAAAGCCGACGGCGGCGGCGAUGACAGCAGCUCACAGACCGAACCACGCUCGAAACGUCUACGGUCUUCGGCCAGGCUGAGUAGCCGUGCCGACACCACACCACCUACGCCGAGUGUAGACGUCGUGGAGGACUCCGAAGACGAGGACUUUGAGCCAGAUAAUAACGACGGACUAGUACCCUGUCCCAUGUGCCAACGGCGCAUGAAGGAAUGGCAAGUCUUUGCCCAUCUCGAAUCGUGCCCCGGCCCCGACGCCUCCGUCGCCGAAGCCAGCCCGCGAAAACCAGCCAACCACGACGACGCCCCUCCGCCACCGACCGGCCAGAUGCAGCGGCAGCGGCAAACGACGCUCGAGCGGCUCCCGUCCCUCAGCUACUCCAUCUUCAAAGAGGCGGCCCUGCGCAAGAAGCUGGCCGAGAUUGGCAUCUCCAACCAGGGGCCGCGGCCGCUGCUGGAGCGGCGCCACAAGGAGUGGCUGACUAUAUGGAACGCCAACUGUGACGCCGCGGCGCCGCGGCGUCGCGCCGAGCUGCUGCGCGACCUGGACGUGUGGGAGCGCACGCAGGGCGGGAAGGCGCCGCCGCCGAGCCGGGCCGCGGCGCAGGCGGCCCACGCCGUCAAGGACAAGGAAUUUGACGGCGCGGCGUGGGCGAGCAAGCACGAGGGCUCGUUCAAGGACCUAAUCGCGGAUGCACGCCGGACCAGGCUCGCGGCGCAGAGAAGGGCCGACGAUGCGGCCGCGGAGGGGGCAGAGCCGGAGGAGGCGGAAAAUAAGGCGAGGCAAGAUGGCGGGAGCGCAGAUGACGCGCAGAGCCACUGCGUGAUACCGGCGUCGCCAAAGCAGAUUUCAUCAGUUGCAUCAAUACAAGGAGAGGCUGAAGAGCCCGCGCCGCCGUUAUCAAGCCAGGCAGACGGAAUCAGGCAAGAGCAGUAUUUAUAA